AUGCUGCCAGAGGCCAUCAAAUACCCACUGACUCGCGUGGGAACAUCUGCAAUUGACGCCAUCGUCAAGAAACAUCACACAACGCUUGACAACAAGAAUGUUCCAGCACCAUGCCCUCGACUGCCUCAUAUCAAGACAGUCUCUGGAACUCUUACCGCCGAGGUGCAGAAAUUUCUUCUUUCCGAAGAACGACAACCUCAAGUUGGCAAGUAUGAUUGGAUCCUUGAAAAGGUGCAAUCAUCAAUCAAAGGACUUGAGACGUCGAACCCCUUCCUGAAGCCCACAACACUGGUGGGACAACAACAUGCAAGACGACAGCAAUGCAGAACGUUGUUCCCUUCUGAAGUCGUUUUUUCAACGUGGACAAACAGCGUUGAGACUCGGGCUGGGACAGCAGAGCCCAUCAGACAAACCACAACCUCUGCAUACAGCGGACCUCCACCGGCAGUCGUUGCCAGUGUGCCAAGUCAUCUUCAGAAUGUGAAUGACGAAGAUGACUAUCUCAGCGACUCUCAAUCUGAGACUGAGACGACCGUCCACAACAACAUCGAUGGACAAGCACCGUUCACAUCUUCUGACAGUGACGAUGCGAACGUCUCCCCACCUCCGCGUGGUCGGCUGAGCCUUCCUCGAACUCGGCCUCACGCCGCGGCUGCUGGCAACGGUUCUGACGAUGCUCAUCCGGCAAAGAGUCAUCGUGUCUUUGAAUCAACCUCAACCGGUGUCGAAAGAGUCUUCUCCGAUCCUAACACAGGAUCGACAACCAGUUCGCCUCCUCCUGCGUCAGAAGGCAACCGUUUCGCAUUCCCACAGCGUGAUCCAGAUCUGGAGCCUUUCCCAGACUUUGAACAGUGUCAGCUGGCUGUGAAGGAGCAAGAGGUUGAAGACCUGCAUCGAGAACUCGAGCAGGUCAAAGCAACGGCACAGCGGGAGAAGUCUCGUCUCGAAAAGGAGACCAAGAACGUUCGACAGGCACUCCAGACCAUGUCGAUACAAUUCCAAGAGGUCGACAGUCAAUGCCAAGCGCUGGAACGAGAGAACGUGGAGCUCAGACGACACGUGCAAGUUCUCGACCAGCACAGAUUGGACGCUGAAGGGACACGCCGUGACAUGGCCGUGCACAUUCAGCAGCUGGAGAACAUCACUCGACAUCUGGAAGAGGGCAACGCAGCCCUAAGACAUCGAAAUUCUUACCUCGAGGGCGUCGCUAGAGAACUUCAGGCGCGUGCUGAUCUAUCGGCCGCGUCGCGACAAAUGAAUGCGGCUCUGCUCGACCAGGUGACAAGCAAGAAGGACGGCGAAGUGGAGAAGCUUCGUGGGCAAGUUGCGUCGCUCACCGAGCAACUUGACCAGGUCACCGAGGAGAAGUGGGACCACUUCACCGAGAGGAAUGACAUGGAGGACGAACGGGACGAUGAGCGCACCGCCAAGGAGGAAGCUCAACGAGAGCUUGGGGAGGUUCGGGAGCAAUUGAGGAGACUGCGGGAGCAGGGGCGGGAGAAGGAGCAGGAGCAGGGGAAUUGA
This is a messenger RNA of Exophiala oligosperma, 1524 nucleotides long. RefSeq lists its product as uncharacterized. The transcript is spliced from 2 exons. Bases 1 to 1524 code for a protein of 507 amino acids. The record is from RefSeq and is a predicted model, not a curated record. NCBI's taxonomy places the organism in Eukaryota, Fungi, Ascomycota, Eurotiomycetes, Chaetothyriales, Herpotrichiellaceae.